CCUUCUAUAUUCACAAACUUAAAGAGAACUCUAUCCUUAAGCUGUAAAUAUUCGACUUAAUUACUUUGUUAACUAAGACCGGCGUGACAGUGAUAAAAGUAGAGAUGGGAGGUCCUGGAUCAUCACCAUGUGCUUCGUGUAAGCUUCUUCGACGACGCUGUGCAAAAGAUUGUAUCUUUGCACCUUAUUUCCCUCCUGACGAUCCUCACAAAUUCGCCAUUGUUCAUAAGGUCUUCGGCGCAAGCAACGUCAGCAAAAUGUUGCAGGAGCUACCGGUUCAUCAAAGAGCUGACGCGGUGAAUAGUCUGGUUUUCGAAGCAAACGCACGAGUAAGAGAUCCAGUAUAUGGCUGCGUAGGAGCAAUCUCUUACUUGCAAAAUCAAGUCUCACAGCUUCAAAUGCAACUAGCAGUAGCUCAGGCCGAGAUUCUCUGCAUCCAGAUGCAACAGGAGCCAAAUUUACAGUCUCAUCAUCAAAUACUUGAACUAGACCAAGACGAUAAAAUUCUCUUGCUACACAACAACAUCGAUAACUGCAACAACAACAGUAAUAACAACUUGGGUUAUGCUAUGUCUUCCCGGCAGUUCAACUCUAACUUUGCUUCUCCAAACAGUAUGCAAAUGCAGAUGCAAAUGCAAGACCCUCUGAAGCAAGAAUCUCUUUGGACUUGACUUAAGCUAUUAUUGUAAUAUAAUCUUGUUGUUUCGAAAACUCAUCAGUGAAGUCUCGACAAGUUUGCUUCUUGGCUAUGUUGAAAAAGAGAAGAUGGGAACAAGUUUCGUGUAAGGAAAGUAAUAGUACAAGUCAAAAACUUAAAUGCAUGCA
This is a messenger RNA of Brassica oleracea var. oleracea, 825 nucleotides long. Its product is annotated as LOB domain-containing protein 12-like. The coding region runs from base 105 to 671 and encodes 188 amino acids. The record is from RefSeq and is a predicted model, not a curated record. Lineage: Eukaryota; Viridiplantae; Streptophyta; Magnoliopsida; Brassicales; Brassicaceae. The transcript has 2 exons.